CAGAUUUGAUCAGAUCUGUGUGAGUGCAGGCUUUUAUUUUGAAGGGGUGAGUCGGAAGUGUGGUACUGAGUGUUGCGGGUUUGACUCCUCCGUCUGCGGGCUGUCUCUCUCUCUCCAUCCCGCAGCAGGUUGCUGUGACCCGACAGGAUCAGCUGCACGGACCCCCUCUGGACUGAACCGAGCCGAACCGAGCCGAACUGAGCCGACCCGAGCCGAACCUGCAAGAGGAGCCCAUCCCGAGCCGAGCCGAGUUCAGCCCGCAGUCAGUCUGCUCCGCGGGGAGUCUGCAGCUGUAUGGAGGCUCAGGGAUGCCCGAGGAGCGUCCCGGUGCUGGUUCUGCUGCUCUGCUGCACCGCAGCUCCGGGACACGCCGAGAGGGUGUGUCACUGCAGCGGGAAGUCUCUCUGUCACUGUGACGGGGUCAAAGGUCAAAAGGGUGAAUCUGGUUACCUUGGAUACGACGGACUUCCUGGAGUUAUCGGUUACCCAGGAAACGAGGGCCACCAGGGCUCAUCUGGAGAAAAGGGUGACCAGGGAGCAGCAGGAAGUUCAGGACUGAAAGGCUCUCGGGGUAUUCCAGGGAGACCAGGUUUCCCAGGACCUCCAGGACUGCCCGGACAAAACGGACUUGAAGGACCCAUCGGCCAACAAGGACUCCCAGGAUGCAAUGGGACAAAGGGGGACGUUGGUUACCCAGGAUUCUCUGGGGUUGCAGGACCUGUUGGCCUUCAAGGUCGACCAGGACUGCGAGGUGCAAAGGGAGACUCGCUCGUCUUCCCCGUCACUCAGGAUAUUAAAGGAGCAACAGGACCGCGAGGACGAGACGGAGAAAACGGACUGAGUGGAGAUCCAGGUGAACCAGGCCUGCUGGGACCACCGGGACCCGCUGGACUUCCUGGAAGUCCAGGGUUUUCGGGGUUACCAGGAGAGAAGGGUCAGGAGGGUCCCAGUCCAGUGAUACCGGGUCCCCGCGGACAGAGGGGUGAUCACGGCCCGCCGGGGAUCCCUGGACAGAAAGGAAUUAAACUGUACGCUGAAGGACCCAAAGAACUGAAGGGAGAACCAGGAGAAAUUGGAGUGAAAGGUUGUCGAGGACUUCCUGGUUUGCCGGGGAAACUAGGGGUUAAAGGAGACAAGGGCGGGCGAGGUGAUCCUGGCUCACUAGGUAAACCGGGGAAGGAUGGAGUCCUCGGAGAGCUGGGAGAACAGGGAGCCCCGGGGGAUCGUGGGUACCUCGGUCCUCCAGGUAUUGAAGGAGCCACGGGAGAGAAAGGUGAUCGUGGUUUUCCAGGUCUUCUAGGAGAGACGGUUUUUAAACACAGAUUCCCGAAGGGCCGGCUCGGCGUCACCGGGCCCCGCGGACCGCCAGGAGUCCAGGGAAAACAAGGACUCAUUGGUUUUCCUGGUCUGCAGGGCGAGACAGGUGUGGCUCCAACCGGUCCACCGGGUCCCCAGGGGCCGCCCGGCUCAACCGGACCCAAAGGAGAACCAGGAGAGCCGGGGCCCGUCAUUGUCGGACCCCCGGGACUGACUGGAGUCCCAGGAGGACGUGGAGCUGAAGGAGAACCAGGAGAACCAGGAAUACCAGAUUUCCUGCCGGGAGACGUCAGUCCUCCUGGACUUAAAGGUCUAAAAGGUCCGAUGGGAUUUCCUGGAGUCAGAGGGGAGGAAGGACAGACGGGUGAGAAGGGGGAGUUGUGCACGGUCUGUCCGCUCAUUCCUGGUCCGCCGGGACCUCCAGGUAAACCCGGAGAGCCAGGUGAAGACGGGGUGACAGGAUCGGUCGGAUUUCCAGGACCCAAAGGUCACGAAGGGGUCAAAGGUGUUGGAGGACCACCUGGUCCACAGGGCCCCUUUGGUAUCCCGGGCCUCCCGGGUGCUCCAGGUCCUGUUGGUGACCCUGGGAUCAUGCAGAGGGUUGGGCAGAAGGGUGAGGAAGGGGACCGGGGGGAGUCUGGACAACAAGGUUUCGAGGGAGUUGACGGAUCUCCGGGACUUACGGGAUCAAAAGGUGUUCUGGGACAGAAAGGAAACCCUGGGCCUCUGGGACCUAAAGGAGAACGGGGCCCGCUCGGGGAGACUGGUUUCAGAGGACUACCAGGACAGAUGGGACCUCCAGGACCACCUGGAAUUGGGGAUCCAGGACCUCCAGGAUCUAAAGGCAAUGUGGGAGUCCUGGGACAGCGAGGAGAUCCUGGAAAACCAGGUGAAAAAGGUUCUCCAGGUGAAAUCAGAACCUCUCCAGGAGAUCCAGGACAGAAAGGAGAGAAAGGUUUAUCAGGAAACCCCGGACCUGAAGGUGUGACGGGACCUCCAGGUGCUCCAGGAUCUGUUGGUCCAAAGGGAGAAAGAGGAGAUGAUGGAUUUUCAGUCCAGGGGCCUCCGGGCUUCCCCGGGGUCAAAGGACUCAAGGGCCCCCCAGGAGCUCCAGGUUUACCAAGUUUUGGUAUCAAGGGACGGGCGGGGCCAUCAGGACCCCCAGGGAUGCCGGGCACCAAGGGGGACAGCGGUAUCGGUUUCCCAGGUCAGCAGGGUCAGUCUGGCCCCCAGGGGGAAGACGGCUCUGUGGGGCCCCAAGGUAACCCCGGAUCCCAAGGACAAGAUGGAGCUCCAGGACCUCCAGGACAAGACGGACCUCCUGGACCCAAAGGUCGUAGUGGCCUGGAUGGUGUACCUGGUCCCUUUGGUUCUGUUGGACUGUGUUUACCUGGAGCUCCAGGACCUGAAGGAGAGCAGGGACAGAUGGGGGUCAUCGGAUUCACAGGGACUCGGGGCCCAAAGGGUGUGAACGGUGACCCAGGGCGGCCGGGCGUAGGAGCCAUGGGGCCUCAGGGACCGCAGGGGGCGUCGGGAUUUGAUGGAGCUCCGGGUCCAGCAGGGGAAGUUGGACUGAAGGGCCUGAGAGGGAUCAAUGGGGAGCCAGGGAGCACAGGUACCAGAGGGGACUUGGGUCCUCCAGGAGCCCUCGGGACUCCAGGGGAUGAUGGGAAACCAGGAGAGACGGGACAGCCAGGACCGAAAGGUCAGAUGGGUGUAGACGGGGUGAGGGGUUCUCAGGGGCCUCAGGGGCUUCAGGGGGACCGAGGAGAAACCGGACCAAAAGGGUUCCAGACAGCUGUGGAGAUGUACGGAGAUCCUGGAGACUCUGGAGAACAUGGGCCCACAGGUAUCACUGGUAGUGAAGGAGAAAAGGGCCUCCGGGGGCCACAGGGCCCUGACGGCAGCAACGGUAGACCUGGAAACGGCGGGCCGCAAGGACUUCCUGGAGACACCGGCAGAGAUGGAGAGAAAGGUCCUCCUGGUCCCUGUGGACUCAACGGUGACCAAGGAGAGAUGGGGAAGCCAGGUUUUAAAGGUGACAAAGGUUGUGCAGGGCCUUGUGGGGAACCUGGAUCAGACGGAAAACCAGGACCAGAAGGACUUAACGGUGCUAAAGGAGAACCAAGUCAACCUGGACCAGGUUCUAAAGGAUUUCCAGGAGAGAAGGGGAGUCCAGGAUGUUCAGGAUCACCAGGUGCGAAGGGGAAACCAGGGGACAGUGGGAACUCUGGUCCUCCAGGAGACUGUGGCCCCUGUGGCCCCGAAGGACUUUCUGGACACCCGGGAUGCAGAGGUCCUCCUGGGACUCCUGGUGAAAAGGGUUGUGAUGGUCCUGCGGGGAAAAAUGGCCCUCCGGGGCCCACCGGCCUCACAGGUAACAAGGGGGCUCCUGGAGAUCCUGGUCCAGCUGGUCCCAGAGGGAACCAGGGACAGGACGGCAUACCUGGACCUCCUGGAGAGAAAGGAGCCAUGGGAGCUCCUGGAAUUGGACCCCGGGGCCCAGAGGGGAAGACAGGUCCUUCUGGGUGUGCUGGGGAGGAGGGUCCUCCUGGUGUCUGUGGUCCACCUGGUCCCCAUGGUCCUGGGGGAAACCCAGGUUGCCCUGGUCCUUCUGGACCUCCUGGUCCUCUUGGUUAUCCUGGCAGGGAGGGAGUCUGCACUGAAGGAGGCAAAGGAGAAAAUGGACUCCCUGGAGGUCGAGGACCCAAAGGUCCGCCGGGUUUUCGGGGUCCUCCUGGUCCUCCAGGUCCUGGUUUUAAAGGAGAGAUGGGAUUUAAAGGAGCAAUAGGUGGCCCGGGACCGCCUGGUUACCCUGGUGACCCUGGCCCUCAAGGCAUACCGGGUGAAGACAGACCACCGGGCCCACAUGGACCCAAAGGCCUGAUGGGAGACACUGGUGUCACAGGACCUGUUGGUAUGAAGGGGGAGGACGGACCACCAGGUAGCGGCGGCUCACGAGGAGCUCCAGGACCACCUGGGAGGAGAGGCCAGAGGGGGAAGGACGUAUACGGGAAGGUGGUGCUGUUGCCAGGAGACGAAGGCCCAGCUGGAGCCCAGGGAGACCCAGGACCGAAAGGACCCCCAGGGGCCCAAGGGACACCUGGAGGUCCAGGUUUGAAGGGCAGCGGAGGGAGGGCUGGUAGAAGAGGACUACUUGGUCGUCCCGGAUUGAAAGGGGAUCAGGGAGACCAAGGAUUCGCUGGAUCAAAAGGUGCCGCAGGUCCACGAGGUUCGGUCGGUGCUAAAGGUAUCCAAGGACGAUCGGGUCCCUUCAGGGACGCGCCAGAGAACGACGGCUUCCUGUUCACCAGACACAGCCAACAACUCUUUAUCCCAGAAUGCCCUGCAGGAGCUACUCAGAUGUACAGCGGAUACUCCCUGCUGUUCAUCAACGGAAACAACCGAGCUCACGGACAAGACCUGGGUACAUUAGGUAGUUGUUUACCUCGUUUUACCACCAUGCCCUUCCUGUUCUGUAACACUGACAGCACCUGCCGCUACGCCUCGCGCAACGACUACUCCUAUUGGCUGUCCACCGAUGAACUCCUGCCGGGCAGCAUGCCGUUUAUCUCGGGGGAAUCACUGAAGAAUUACAUCAGCCGGUGUACGGUGUGUGAGGCCAGAGCCAAUGUGAUCGCCAUCCACAGUCAGACCAGUAUAAUACCAGAGUGUCCGUCAGACUGGGACCCUCUCUGGUUCGGAUACUCCUUCGUGAUGGAAACAGGAGUCGGGGCGGAGGGGUCGGGUCAGCCUCUGGCCUCUCCCGGAUCCUGUCUGGAAAACUUCAGGAAGAUUCCCUUCAUCGAGUGUCACGGCAGAGGAACCUGCAACUACUACACCGACUCCUACAGCUACUGGCUGGCUGCGCUCAACCCCAACGACAUGUUCAGUAAACCGAAGCCUCAGACGGAUACGGGAGAGUUUCCAGGCAGUCUGAUCAGCCGCUGUCGAGUCUGUAUGAAGCAACUGUGAACAUCAACACUGCUGAUACUACUACUACUGCUGUAAAUACUACUGCUGCUAACAAUACUCAUACUACUACUACUAGUGUACUCUCACCAGCAGCGCUGUGCUGCAGACAUCAGCACGCCUCUGAGUGUUAAAUAGAGCACUAAUACUGCUACUACUACUACUGUUACUGCUACUAAUACUACCACAUCCUUUAAACACAAGUAGCAACGACUUCAUGUCAAAAAUACUUUUACUGCUACGUUAUAAUCCCUGCACAACAGUAAAAGUAAGUACCAUCAGUAAUACACGA
This is a messenger RNA of Sebastes umbrosus (honeycomb rockfish), 5581 nucleotides long. RefSeq names its product collagen, type IV, alpha 3 (gene col4a3). The transcript has 52 exons. Gene Ontology annotation, molecular function: extracellular matrix structural constituent. Lineage: Eukaryota; Metazoa; Chordata; Actinopteri; Perciformes; Sebastidae. Bases 295 to 5292 code for a protein of 1665 amino acids. Gene Ontology annotation, cellular component: collagen trimer. The record is from RefSeq and is a predicted model, not a curated record.